Oreochromis niloticus (Nile tilapia) is the source of this 2229-nucleotide messenger RNA. It is a transcript of the gene foxf2b, whose product is annotated as forkhead box F2b. Gene Ontology annotation, cellular component: nucleus. The transcript has 2 exons. Gene Ontology annotation, molecular function: DNA-binding transcription factor activity, RNA polymerase II-specific; RNA polymerase II cis-regulatory region sequence-specific DNA binding. The record is from RefSeq and is a predicted model, not a curated record. Bases 560 to 1708 code for a protein of 382 amino acids. NCBI's taxonomy places the organism in Eukaryota, Metazoa, Chordata, Actinopteri, Cichliformes, Cichlidae. Gene Ontology annotation, biological process: regulation of transcription by RNA polymerase II; animal organ morphogenesis.
AGUGCGGAUGAGGAGAAAGGGUCGGGGGAAGAGGCGGGGGCUCGAGCAGAGGAAAGAAAGAUUUAUGCAAUGAUAGGUGGUCGGACUUUGUUUGGCUGGACUGUUGCGCGCAAUAAGACCAAGGGUUUUCGUGUUUCCUGCACUUGAGGGAUUAUUAUAGGCGGUCGAUGGCCACCCGGCGCGUCACACAGCGCCACUUAGCGCUGCUGUGACACCCCGUGGAGUCCUUAUGUCUAGCUACAACUCUGGACACUUAGUCUCCAGUGGAUAACCGCCUCCCCCCACUCUCUCUUCCUCUUCCUCUCUCUGUCAGUGCGUACCAGCCGUGCGUUCUGCAUGCGUCAAAGGAGCACCGUGCGUAACGGGAGAGUCGUGCGUAACUGGAGACAGAUUUCACUCCAUUUUGCGCUGGGAUUCUGAGGACCGCUGGCGGUGUAACGCUCACUUGCAAGGACACUGACCGCUGGGAGCCAGCAUAUUUCUCCCCCGAAACACCUCACAGGUCGUCUUUUCUCCCUCCCCUCUCUUCUCUCUACGCCAGUUGUACGUCAGAGCUGACAUGACGACCGAGACCCCUCAGCAGCAGCUGGAACCUCCGCCUCCUCUGAGAUCCAGCCCGGCGUCCGGCGUCCUGCAUCCCGCUAUGCUGAGCCCACAAGCCGCCACAGAAAAUUCUUCUAAUGGCGUCAAGGGAAAGAAGACGAGCUCCGGUUUAAGGCGACCGGAAAAGCCGCCGUACUCCUACAUCGCUCUCAUCGUUAUGGCAAUACAGAGCUCGCCCACCAAGCGGCUGACACUCAGUGAAAUCUAUCAGUUUCUCCAGGCUCGCUUCCCAUUCUUCAGGGGUUCGUACCAGGGCUGGAAGAACUCUGUCCGGCAUAAUCUGUCGCUUAACGAGUGCUUCAUCAAGCUGCCAAAAGGGCUGGGCAGGCCGGGGAAAGGCCACUACUGGACCAUCGAUCCAGGCAGUGAGUUCAUGUUCGAGGAAGGUUCAUUUCGGCGCAGACCCAGAGGCUUCAGAAGAAAAUGUCAAGCUCUGAAGCCCAUGUAUCGGAUGAUGAAUGGCAUAGGCUUCGGCACCUCAAUUCUUCCACAGAGUUUUGAUUUCCAGGGUCCAUCGGCCACCCUCGCCUGUCACAGUAACAGCUACAACUUGGACAUGAUGAGCAAUUCAAUGGCCGGGGGGUACGACGGGCUGAGUGGCGGGCACCACGUACCUCACAUGUCCCCGAGUCCCGGCUCCACAUACAUGGCGAGUUGUCCCGUGCCUCCUAACGGGGAAUAUGGGCCGGAUAGCAGCAGCAGUCCUGUACCGUCCUCUCCAGCCAUGGCCAGCGCGCUGGACGGCCACUCCCCGUACGCCAGUACAUCCGCACACUGGGCGUCCUCCGGCGGCUCCCCCUACAUCAAACAACAGCCUCUAGCCUCCAGCAGCCCAGCAUCCUCUGGUUUACACUCCGGCAUGUCGCCUUACUCCCUGGAGCAGAGUUACCUUCACCAGAAUGGCAGGGACAGCCACUCCACUGAUAUUUCAGUGGGGAUUCCGCGCUAUCAGAGCCAUUCCUCGGUGUGCGACAGGAAAGAUUUUGUGUUGAACUUUAACGGCAUCUCCUCCUUCCACCCCUCGGCCGGCGGAUCCUACUAUCACCACCACCACCACCACCACCCCCAGAGCGUCUGUCAGGACAUCAAACCCUGCGUGAUGUGAGCUCUCCUGUCACUGCGGACUUCAAAACAAGAGAGGCAUCACAGCUCCGCCACAUCUGAACAAACAAGCAGACUUUUUUUUUUUUUGUCUAUUUGUCUUUUUUGUAAUUUUUGAAGGAUUCGUGCUAGCAUGGAUGGUGGAGUCCGCACUCACAUGUUUGCCUCCUAUGCAGCCAAAUAUCUUUAUUAUUGUUAAUUCUGCUGGACUUGAACUAUGCAUUGAAGAAAACAUGAAUGAAGAAACUCCAGAGGCCUUUAGAAAUACCACUUCGCCUAUAUGAACCCUGACAAGCUUUCUUCUUCAAGAGAAGUUUCAGAAACACGACUUUCGAUGCGUUUGCUCUUGUAACACGUGCAAACCAAUUAUACUCCAUGUAACUGUAUCUUAUUACACACACAACGCUUUAGGCUUUCAUGAACUGCAACGAACCUUGCACUUAUUGUAUAAUCCUUUUACCAUUUUUUCUUUUUGUUUUGUCCUGUAAAAUGUUUCAAUAAAGCUGAUAUAUAUUUUAGGCUAAA